This is a messenger RNA of Dentiscutata erythropus, 238 nucleotides long. The record is from the annotation of a GenBank genome assembly. Lineage: Eukaryota; Fungi; Glomeromycota; Glomeromycetes; Diversisporales; Gigasporaceae.
UUUGCGCAAUACUUGGAUUAAAGCUUGGUUUAUUGAUUUGUUCAUCAUUUGGAUCAUUUUUACUGAAAAAGCUUUAAGUGAUGAUAAACUUCCAAUUGAAGAAUAUAUUUCUUCAUUCUUAUUAAUCGUUUUAAAAAACCAUUUAGAAGCUUUGUAUCAAUCUUUGGUUCCUUCUUUUCAUCAAUCUUUGAUUCCUUCUUUUCAUCAAUCUUUUGUUCCUUCCUUUCAUCAAUCUUUG